GUAGUAUUUUCCAAACCCCAAAAAACCACUCUCUCCUCCUCCUCCUUUUCCUUCUUUGUUGCUUCCAUUACCAUACGACUGAAAAGAACAAAGAACAAAGAACAAAACCCCAAACUCCCCAUUGAACUUGCCUUGUUCAAAUACCCUCAAAACCUUGUGUUUGUAUAGUAAUAUAGAACAUUGGGGGGUUGGGUUGGGUUGGGUUUUAAGGCAAGUGAUGCGAUCAGGAACUUGUGUUUCUUCUCAGCAGACCCUCACCCCGGAGGCUGCUUCGGUUCUGAAGCAUUCCCUUUCGCUAGCCGCUCGCCGUGGCCAUUCCCAUGUUACUCCGCUCCAUGUAGCUUCAACUCUUUUAUCCUCCAAACCCUCUACUCUCAGCCUCUUUCGUCGCGCUUGCCUUAAAUCCCAUCCUCCUCAUCCUCUCCAAUCUCGCGCUCUUGAACUUUGUUUCAAUGUCGCUCUCAACCGUCUCCCUACUUCCUCCCCUCCUCUCCUCCAUUCCCCCUCUCUCUCCAACGCUCUCAUCGCCGCUCUCAAACGCGCUCAAGCUCAUCAACGACGCGGUACCUCCCUCGACCACCACCACCACCACCAACAACAACAACUACAACACCCUCUUCUCGCUAUCAAAGUUGAGCUACAACAUCUCGUUAUCUCGAUUCUCGAUGACCCCAGUGUUAGUCGUGUCAUGAGAGAAGCUGGUUUCUCAAGUACUGCUGUUAAAAACAACAUUGAAGAGUAUAAUAACAAUGGUAGUAUUAUUACUAAUACUCAAACAACAACCCCACUUUUUUUCUUUCCUGGUUCUGCCUCUGCCUCUGCCUCUGGGAACGCCAGUAAGUUCGUGUUCGAGGUUUUCUUGGGAAUGAGGAAGAGGAAGAAUGUUGUUUUGGUUGGGGAUUCUAAUGAAAGACUUGUGUUGGAGGUUAUGAACAAGUUCAAAAUGGGGGAAGUGCCUCAAGAAAUGAAAGGAGUUAAGUUUGUGGAAUUUGUUCCAUAUAAUAAUAAUAAUAAUACUAAUGUGUCUGAGUUUUUGAGGAGGAAGUUAGGGGAAAUUUAUGAUAGUGGGAAUUUGGGAGGAGUUGUGCUUUAUGUUGGGGAUUUGAAAUGGAUUGUGGAGAGGGGUAGUAGUAGUAGUAAUUAUGAAGUUGAUAGCUUAAUUGGGGAAAUUGAAAGAUUAUUGGUGGAGGGUUUUCAUUAUAAUGAUCAUAAUAAUAUUAAUAACAAGAUUAAGAUUUGGGUUAUGGGUGUGGCUACUUAUCAAAUUUACAUGAGAUGUCAAAUGAGAUUGCCUUCUCUUGAAACUCAAUGGGAUCUUCAUGCUCUUCCUCUUCCUUCUUCUGGACUUGCCUUAACUCUCCAUUCUUCAAGUGUUUAUGAUUCUUCAAGGCUAAGCUUCUUCUCUCAAUCUAUGGAAACAAAGCCAUUCAUUACCAAAGAAGAACAUGAAAACCUCAAUUGUUGUGAAGAAUGCACUUCAAAUUUCCAUAAUGAACUACAUCAUUUGAAAUCUUUCCACUCCAAACAAGUUCCCUCUUGGCUUCAAUCACAUACAAAGGAGGAGUUGGUGGAACUGAAGAGAAAAUGGAACAAAUUAUGCAGUAGUCUACACAGAGAUGGCGCUGUUCAGACUCAGAGCUUAAUGGGGAAAAGCUUUUCAUAUUCUCCAUCGUAUCCAUGGUGGCCUAAGUCAAAUAUUUCCUUCACAGAUCAUCAUCAUCAUCAUCAAACAUCAAAGCCAUUACACAAUUUUGUUCCUAGAUUCAGAAGACAACAAUCUUGCACAACGAUUGAAUUUGAUUUUGGGAACACAAAAACAGAAGAAGAACAGAGUAGAGAAUUGAGUUUGAAUUCUCUCAAAAACAUGGUGGGGAAAGAAGUGAAAAUCACUCUGGCUUUAGGGAAUUCUCUGUUUUGUGAUUCAUCAGCAGAAUCCAUGGAAAUGGAAAGUGAAAGAAAGAUUGAAAGAGGAGAGAUUUUGAAGGUUUUGGAAGAGAAUGUACCAUGGCAAUCAGAAUUGAUCCCUUGUAUAGCAGAGGCAGUGAUUUCAAUGAAGAAAGAUGAGAAAUUGAUUCAAUGGGUUUUGAUGGAAGGGAAUGAUUUCAUUGGAAAAAGAAAAAUGGGUCUUGUAAUUGCAGAAUUAUUAUUUGGAUCUGUGGAUUUUUUGUUGGAUUUGAAUGUUAAAAGUGAAGAAAUGGGGAUUUCUAAAUGUGAAAUGCUGGAAAAGGCAUUGAAAUUGAACAGAGAGCUUGUGGUUUUUGUUGAAGAUGUGGAAAUGGUGGAUUCCCAGUUGAUGAAAUUUCUUGAAAAUGGAUUUCAGAGUGGGAAAUUUGAAGAAAUGAAAGAAGAAAGCAUUAAAAAAGUGAUAUUCAUUUUAACAAAAGACGAUUCUUCUGGUAAAAUGAUGAACAGAGGUUCUUCUUCUUCGUCGUCGUCUGUGAUCGAAAUGACACUAAAAAUCGAAGAACCCAAAUCUGAUCACAAGCGAAAAGCCGAAUGGGAAUUCGAAAACAAAUCGAAAAACCGAAGAAUCAACAGCAGCCUGGAUCUAAACAUGGAAGCAGAGGAUGAGGAAGAAGAAGAAGAAGAUGAAUCAGGAAAUGGGCAAAUUAUAAGUCCAAUAACAAGUGAUCUAACAGGGGAAACAAAAAUUCCAAAUGGGUUUGUCGAAUCGAUUUCGAAGCGAUUCGUUAUGAAUAAAAAACCAAAGCAAGAAUCAGAAAUAAGAGAAGAAUUGAAGGGGAAAAUGAGAGAGGCAUACAAGGAGAAAUGUAAAUGGGAUAGUAGAUUUAGAGUGGAAGAGGGGGUUAUAGAGGGAAUUUUAGAAGGAUUUGGUUCAUUUUCUAAGAGAAUGUUUGAAAAAUGGGUGAAAGAGAUUUUUCAAACAAGCUUAGAAAAUGGUAGAUAUGGUGGGAAAGGGGAAGGGGGUAUAGAUAUAAAAUUGUGUUUGGAUCAUAAACACAUUUUGGAAGAAGAAGAAGAAGAAGAAGAAGAUGGGUAUAUGGGUUCUUGUCUCCCUAAAAAAAUUAAACUUUCUAUGGAUUGAAAGUGGUCUUUUUGUAAAAUCCUUUGUUUAAAAAAAAAAAAAAAAAAAAAAA
Messenger RNA from Benincasa hispida (wax gourd), 3098 nucleotides. RefSeq names its product protein SMAX1-LIKE 4-like. Lineage: Eukaryota; Viridiplantae; Streptophyta; Magnoliopsida; Cucurbitales; Cucurbitaceae. The record is from RefSeq and is a predicted model, not a curated record.